Molecule: messenger RNA, 1252 nt
Organism: Melospiza georgiana
Lineage: Eukaryota; Metazoa; Chordata; Aves; Passeriformes; Passerellidae
Product: carboxypeptidase A1-like
Exons: 10
Coding region: 18-1178 (386 amino acids)
Biological process (GO): proteolysis
Molecular function (GO): zinc ion binding; metallocarboxypeptidase activity
Source: RefSeq, a predicted model, not a curated record
GGCUGUCCCUGCUGACCAUGAGGCUCCUCGUGCUCCUGGCUGCCCUGGUGGCAGUGGCCACCUGCACCGAGACCUUCUUUGGGCACCAGGUGCUGCGUGUUGUCCCCCAGAGCGAUGAGGAGCUGCAGAAGGUGCAGGAGCUGCAGGACCUGGAGCAUCUGCAGCUGGAUUUCUGGCUGGAGCCCCGCAAGCUCGGCCAGCCCGUGGACAUCCGCGUGCCCUUCCGCAGCCUGCAGGCCGUCAAAGUCCACCUGGAGGCCUCUGGGGUCUCCUAUUCCAUCAUGAUCGAGGACGUGCAGAUCUACAACUUCAUGGACAUGCUGGUGGCCGAGAACCCCAACCUGGUGAGCAAGCUGGAGAUUGGCCGCUCGACCGAGAACCGUCCCCUCUACGUGCUCAAGUUCAGCACAGGGGGCUCGAACCGCCCGGCCGUCUGGAUCGACACCGGCAUCCACUCCCGCGAGUGGGUGACACAGGCCAGCGGCGUCUGGUUCGCCAAGAAGAUUGUCGAGGAUCAUGCAAAUAACGAAGGAGUGGCCUCCAUCCUGGAGACGAUGGACAUCUUCCUGGAGAUUGUCACCAACCCAGAUGGCUUUGCCUACACCCACACCACGAACCGCAUGUGGCGCAAGACCAGGUCCAAGCACGCGGGCGCCAUCUGCGUCGGAGUGGAUCCCAACCGCAACUGGGACGCAGGUUUUGGAGAUGCCGGAGCCAGCUCAAGCUCCUGCUCGGAGACGUACCACGGACCCUACCCCAACUCGGAGCCUGAGGUGAAAUCCAUCGUGGACUUUGUGAAGAGCCAUGGCAACAUCAAGGCUUUCGUCUCCAUCCACAGCUAUUCCCAGCUCCUGCUCUACCCCUACGGCUACACCGAGACCCCGGCACCAGAUGAGCAGGAACUGCACGAGGUUUCUGCCAAGGCCGUGGCAGCUCUGUCCUCCCUGUAUGGCACCAAGUUCACCUAUGGCAGCAUCAUCACCACCAUCUACAGAGCCAGUGGAUCGACCGUGGACUGGACCUACAACCAGGGGAUCAAAUAUUCCUUCACCUUCGAGCUGCGGGACACGGGGCGUUACGGGUUCCUGCUGCCCGCCAAGCAGAUCGUCCCCACCGCCCAGGAGACCUGGCUGGCACUGAAGGUCAUCAUGGAGCACGCCAGGGACAACAUGUACUGAGCUGGGAGCAGGCUGCAGCAGCUGCAGAGAGGGGAGAAGGCAGUCAGUUAAUAAAUGCAAAGAAGGAUGAGAAA